Neurospora hispaniola is the source of this 303-nucleotide messenger RNA. RefSeq lists its product as uncharacterized. Bases 1 to 303 code for a protein of 100 amino acids. The transcript has 2 exons. The record is from RefSeq and is a predicted model, not a curated record. NCBI's taxonomy places the organism in Eukaryota, Fungi, Ascomycota, Sordariomycetes, Sordariales, Sordariaceae.
AUGACUUCCCAAAUCGCUCAGCCUACUCCUAUCUCGGCUCCUCGCCCGAAUCUCGGCGUCAUGACCUCGCAAGACCUCUUCGCCAGUGUCAACGCUUCCUUCAGCAAGAACAGCCAGCCGUCAACACCAAGUCACACCAUCCAAGAGAAUGACUACUCUGUGCCAGCUCCUCCUCCUCCAAGCCCGAAAGCCCGUGGACCCCGUACCGAUGGCCCGGUGGCAAACACAUCCGGGGGUGGUGGUCCGUCGUUGACCCCCACAAAGCGCCGAGGCGCCUUAAAAGGGGAUCCGCUGGUCCCCUAG